Arabidopsis lyrata subsp. lyrata is the source of this 774-nucleotide messenger RNA. RefSeq lists its product as uncharacterized. The transcript has a single exon. The record is from RefSeq and is a predicted model, not a curated record. Gene Ontology annotation, biological process: regulation of DNA-templated transcription. NCBI's taxonomy places the organism in Eukaryota, Viridiplantae, Streptophyta, Magnoliopsida, Brassicales, Brassicaceae. Bases 285 to 617 code for a protein of 110 amino acids.
ACUCAUGCUUCUGAUAUUGCAUGUAAUAUAUUUGCCAAAUAAGCCUACGACACAAUGACACAAUGACAGUAAGAUAUCAUUUUAAAUUACGGAUAUACCCCCAAAUUGAAAUAGCAAUAGCAAAGAAAGAGAGCAUGCUUGCAGUGAUACUCUCGUAAUAACACUAAACUUUGGUGGCUGUUUGGUAACAUGGAUCGUACUUAAAACCUCCAAACACCGUUCUCUUUCUUGGCCAUCUUCAUCACCAUCAUCUCUCUUCUCACUCUCUCAUUUUCUUGGACAAGAUGAGAACCUCAAAGACUCAGACCACAAGAGGAAGAAGAAGCUGCGACAAGCUCAUCAGAAGUAGAAGAGCACAUGUGUCGUCAACUACGCGGGUUUUACGUACGUGCUGCGGAAAUGGUAGUAGGGACGGAGGGAAGAAGGUAACGGAGAAGCUCCUAGCGUUAAAGAGCCUUCUUCCUCCGCCGGCGAAUGUCAGCGGUGGAGAGACGGAUGAGCUGUUUAAAGAGACGGCGGAUUAUAUAGUCAGGCUAAGAACACAAGUCAUGGUGUUGAAGAAACUGAUUGAGAUUUACGACAACACCUCUGAUCAGAAGCUAGAUGUUGUUUUAUAAUGUUCAUUUAUAUUUUCAAUAUAUUUUUUUUAAUUUUAAAUUAUUUCAGCUUUUUCUUUUGUUAUAAUUAUUAUUUUGUGAUUCAGAAUGUUCUUAGGUGGUCGAUGUCUAUGACUAAAGAAAAGUAUUGAUUAUUGAUAAAUAACCUUCUUUUCUA